Messenger RNA from Zonotrichia albicollis (white-throated sparrow), 3155 nucleotides. The record is from RefSeq and is a predicted model, not a curated record. Lineage: Eukaryota; Metazoa; Chordata; Aves; Passeriformes; Passerellidae.
GUCCUGCCCCGAGUGCCGCGUCAUCUCCGAGUUUGUCAUCCCCAGCGUGUACUGGGUGGAAGAGCAGGAGAAGAAGAAUGAGCUGAUUGAAGCAUUCAAGCAGGGAGUGGGGAAAAAGCCCUGCAAGUACUUUGAGCAAGGCAAGGGGACGUGUCCCUUUGGGGGGAAGUGUCUGUACCUGCACGCCUACCCCGACGGCACCCGCGCCGAGCCCGAGAAACCCAGGAAGCAGCUGAGCUCCGAGGGCACUGUCAGGUUCUUCAACUCCGUGCGCCUGUGGGAUUUCAUCGAGGACAGGGAGAGCCGGAGCGCGCCCGGCGCCGACGCCGAGGUGACGGAGCUGGGGGAGCUCUUCAUGCACCUCUCUGGGGCUGAGCAGGAGCCCAGCGAGCCCCCAGAGCCCCUCUGAGCCCCCUCAGCUGCCUGCCUGCCUGCCAGGCUUCUCUCUCUCCAGCACAGGUAGAGCAAAACGUGCCCUGCUGCUCACCUGUGCAGUCCUGCUAAAGUUUUCAGAUCGUUUUUAUAUGGCAACAACAAAAAAAAGACUAAAAUAUAUUUAAAAGAAAAACCAAAAAAAUUGGCUGCAUGGAAAAAAAUCCCUUAAUCCCAGGAGGGUUUUGUCCCUCUCUGGCCUAACAUAUGCUGUCUUGUGAGCUGAGUGGUAGUGUAAAUACAGGUCCAGUGAAAGCUUCAGCUGGUAAAAACUGUUGCUAAUUAGAGUUUGGGUGCUUUUGGGUUUUUUUCUCCACUAAAUCAGCUAAAUGUAGAAGUGCAAAACCCACUGGGAAUAAUGGUCAGUGUAGGGUUUUCUCCUUAAUGAUACCUCAGGCAGUACCUGGAGCUCGGAGUGGAGGCUGGUGGGUGCUGUGGGCAGGGCUGGCACCCAGUGCUGCCAGGGGAGCCCCCAGCCCUGUCUUACACUAAUUACAGUGUGAUGAGCCUGUCUUACAUCAAUGCCAGUGUGAUAAAUCCGUUUCACACCAGUCCCAGUGUGAUGAGCCCUUUUCACACAAUCCCAGGGUGAUGAGCCCGUUUCACACCAGUCCCAGAGCUCAGCAGUGGCUCCUGCUGCACAGCAAAUGCGGCUGCACUGAUCCCUGCACUCCUGGAGCUGCAGCAGACAGCAGUGAGGUCUCACAGAACUGGUACUGAAUUCUGCUUUGUUAAAAACGUGAUUUCUGUUGGGUUGUGAAAUCUGGUACCAGAAGUUCAUUCUGCCAAGGCAACUGUUCUGACUUGGAAUUUAACCCAAGAAUUCAGUGAGCACUGCAGGAACAACAGCAUGGACACAGCUGAGCAGGAGCUGUCACUGCCUCAGCCCCUUGCACAUCACUGAGCAGUGUUUGCAAACACCAACAGAGAUGUGGGGUUUGUUUUACAACACUUGGGUUGCCAUGGAAGGUGUGAACUCCUUUGGUUAUUAUCUAUAGCAAUAUAAAAGCAUAAAAAUAAUACUUAAAAAUGUGUAAGAAAGAAAGGCCAAGGACAGGAAGGUUUGUAAUCAGGGGUGGGAAAUGAUGAAGCAAAAUGUGUUCAGAGAGCCCUGGGCACACAGGGAGGGAGCAGCAGGAGCCUCAGCCUGGCAGGGACCCAGGAUGAUCCAUUCAGCUGCUGGUGGCAUUUCUGGCUCAGGAGCUCCUCCCCUGUGCCAGCUGUGCCCUCUGCUCUCACUGGAAAUUAAUUUUUCCAUCAUUUUCCCCUGCAGUGAUUGUGGCAGCGCUCACUGCACAGCCAGGGCUGCCCUUGCAUGGCUGUAACAUCGAUUCCCUCUCUUGGCCCAGCAAAGGCUGAAGUGCACUUGGUCAGCACUGAUGACAAAGCAGAAGGUGAAUUAUCCCUGAGAGGAUGUCACCCCCAGAUCAGCGUGUCAGGGACACCCCAACACCCUUUCCAUCCCAGAAUGCUUCCCAGCCCUCACCCUCCCUCUGAAGCUCAUUUCCAUCUGCCCUGCACCUCAAUUUUUUCCCCCAGAAAUAAUUAUUGUCAUGAAUACACUAAAAAAAAAAAAAUCAAUGGAGAGGAUGUUCUUUACCCUGAACAAGACAUUCCUGAUUUACUCUGCCCCAAGAAGCCAUGAGGGAUAGUCUGAAAUUAAAAACAUGACUUGGUUCACAAAAGUACCAGGGAUUUACCGUGUCUGGGUUUAAGUUCUUCACUCAGCACCUUUCAUUUAACUGGACAUCAGUGCUGGUUAAAAUAAACCUACUUAUCCAAAAUACUUCAUUUUUUCAAGAGACACAUGAUCUGGUUUAAAAACCACAGCUUAAUGGUUUCUUUUGGGAAAUCAGAGUUAAAGUAAAAGCAGCUUACCUCUUCUGGGAUUUUCCCUUUCAUGUUUUAAGCUUAUAAUGAAGUGACAAUUAGAGAUAAAUAAUGUUUAGAGUUGCAGUCCAAAUACAAUAAUAUUGAUAAAAACCAUGCAGAACUAAAUGGAGACUUCAAGUCCCAAUUUCCUGUUUAGGUAUCAAAGCUCACAGAAUUCUCAGUUGCCAGCCAGGGGUUCACAGCCUGCCCUUGCCCUGUUCCAGAACGUUCUGAGGCCAGACUGGGGCUGGUUCCCCUCUCCAGGAGCUCUGUGGGGCUGUGGGGCCAUUCCAGGGUCACAGCCAGCCCUGGCCCCAGUGAGGCAAAAACCCCAGACGGGCUCCAUGUGUGCCCCAAGAACCACAUUGCACAUUUCACAUUUCACCACCUGCUCUGUGAAAAAAUCCACGUUCAGAUUCACCCACCUGUUGUGUCCUCCUGCAGUUCAGCCAACACAAAACCCUCCCUUGCAGCUCAGUGGAGAAAAUGGAGCCAGAGUGGGGCAGGGCAGGGGCCUGGGAGCUCCUCAGGGUGUCCAAGGCAGCUGCUGCUCAAAGAUCACUGCAGCACAAACUGGCUUGUCAUGACUGGAAAUGUACACGUUGUUUUAUCAAGUGUGGUUUUACUUGCACUGCUGUUAUUUAUCAGUUACUUUUUAAAACCUAUUCAGAAAUGUCAUUUCUUGAGUUUUCCAAAUGCAGAUGUCCCACUAAGAACUGUGGCUGACUCCCAUUAAAAUGAUGACAUUGAAUCUUAAACCUAAAAUUUAAUUUAUUUUAUUAAAAUAAGAUAAUCAAGAGGAACCUUGGCUUACAAUAAAUGCAUUUUCUCAGGAGCAAUAAAAACAAAAA